This is a messenger RNA of Galendromus occidentalis (western predatory mite), 2816 nucleotides long. RefSeq names its product N-alpha-acetyltransferase 15/16 (gene Naa15-16). The transcript has a single exon. The coding region runs from base 125 to 2695 and encodes 856 amino acids. Gene Ontology annotation, biological process: N-terminal peptidyl-methionine acetylation. Lineage: Eukaryota; Metazoa; Arthropoda; Arachnida; Mesostigmata; Phytoseiidae. Gene Ontology annotation, molecular function: protein binding. The record is from RefSeq and is a predicted model, not a curated record. Gene Ontology annotation, cellular component: NatA complex; cytoplasm.
CGUAGAAAAUAGCUGCUGCUGCACGAGGGAGAGUACUUCUAACAACUUCUGUCGGUGGGUCUCUCGGUGUGUGUUUUGAAUUGUGUUCCUUGAGGAGCAUCCCAACGAGCCGUACAUCGAGGAAAUGUCACCCAAUCAACCGCUGCCGCAGAAAGAGAAUGCGGUCUUCAAGAAAAUUCUCCGCUGCUACGAAAACAAGCAGUACAAAAAUGGUCUAAAGCUCGCGAAGCAGAUCCUGUCGAACCCGAAAUAUGCCGAACACGGUGAGACGCUCGCCAUGAAAGGCCUGCUGCUCAAUUGCUUGCGACGGAAAGACGAAGCGUACGAGCACGUAAAGCGCGGUCUCAAGUCUGACGUCAAGAGUCACGUUUGUUGGCACGUUUUCGGGCUACUGCAGCGCUCCGACAGAAAAUACGACGAGGCCAUCCGGGCCUACCGGAACGCGUUGAAAUGUGAUUCGGACCACAUACAGAUCCUGCGAGAUCUUUCGCUGUUGCAAAUCCAGAUGCGAGACCUCGAGGGCUACAAAGAAACCCGUCACAAGUUAUUCACCCUCAGGCCGACGCAGAAAGCCUCAUGGAUAGGUCUCGCGAUGAGUUACCACUUGCUCGACGACCACGAAAUGGCAGUCAAACUAAUUGAUGAGUUCCUGAAAAUCCAGAACAAAACUUCGUACGAUUACGAGCAGUCGGAGCUUCUGCUCUACGAGCUGCAGAUAAUUUUCGAAUCGGGAAACUACGUCGAGGUAUUACAACGAAUGGAUCACAAUGCCGGCCUUAUCUACGAUAAGCUGUCUCUCAUGGAGAUGCGAGCGGAGGUCUAUCUGCGUUUGGAGAAGUUCGACCUGGCCGAGAAGCUCUACAACGAAUUGAUCACCAGGAAUCCCGAAAACAAGGCAUUCUACUACGGCAUGAUGAAAGCGCGCUGUCUGGACAAGGACGAAGACAAAGUAGCGAUGCUCGAAGAAUUCAGCAAGAAAUUCCCUCGAGCGCAAAUUCCUCGACGCCUGCCUCUCAACAUGUCAUCCGGAGAGACUUUUCGAUCCUUGGUCGACGACUACAUGCGACGCGCGAUCACUAAAGGAGUCCCGCCGCUUUUCGUCGACCUCAAGCCCCUGUACGCUGAUCCACAGAACGUGAAAAUCAUCGAGGAACUAAUCGAAAUGUACCUUCAGAACCUUGUCAUAUCGAGCACCUUCGAAUCGGCCGGGGGCGACGGGGCCGAGCUCCAGCCGGUGACCUCUGUCGUCUGGACUCUAUAUCUCGCAUGUCAACAUUUCGACCACAUCGGAGACACCAAACGAGCGCUGGAACUCGUCGAACGAGCGAUCGAGCAUACGCCCACGCUGAUUGAACUCUACCUUGCGAAGGCUAAAUUCUAUAAACAUGCGGGCAACAUGAUCGGAGCCGUUCAGUGUUUAGACGAGGCGCAGGCGCUCGACACGGCAGACCGCUACAUCAACUCGAAGUGUGCCAAGUACAUGCUCAAAGCAAAGCUCCUCGACGAGGCCGAAGCGAUGUGCGCGAAAUUCACCCGCGAAAACGUCUCCGCCAUGGAGAACCUGAACGAGAUGCAGUGCAUGUGGUUCCAGACGGAAUGCGCCAAUGCCUAUUCAAAACUGAAUCGAUACGGUGACGCUCUGAAGAAGUGUCAUGAGGUCGACCGCCACUUUGUCGAGAUCAUUGAAGAUCAGUUCGAUUUCCAUACUUACUGCAUGCGCAAAACAACACUCCGCUCGUAUAUAGGCCUCCUGCGACUCGAGGAUGUCGUCCGCGGACAUCCGUUCUACUUUAAAGCAGCACGUAUCGCCAUAAAAACUUAUCUCAGACUGCAUGAUCAUCCCUUGAACGACAAGAAAGCCGAACAAGACCAGCUCGAGAGCACUUUGUCGAAGAGCGAACUCAAGAAGUUACGCAGCAAGCAGAAAAAGGCUCAAGAGAAGGUUCGACAGGACGAGAAAGAGAACAAAGAUAAGAAGGUCGCUAACGAUGAUGAGAAACUCGAGGACACACUGAAUCCCGAGAAACUUGAGCGCCCCGAGAAUCCCCUGGAGGAGGCGAUUCGCUUCCUCAAACCCCUCCAGGAGCUCAGUCCGAAAAAUAUCGAGACGCAUCUCCUGGCCUACGAGAUCUACAUGCGGACCGGGAAACCUUUGCUGAUGCUGCAGUGCCUUAAGAGGGCUCAUCGUCUUCAGCCUGACCAUCCGCAGCUCCACGUCUGCUUGGCGCACUUCGUCUCGAAAGUUGCCAACCAAGACCUCACCGGUCCGGUCGGAGCUGUUGUCGAGAAACAAUUAUCUAGUCUACUCUCAGGGAAGCAGAAGAGCGCCAAGGAUUUGAACAGCGAUUUUCUCCAGCAGCACCGAGACUCGUAUGCGCACGCCGUCGCGGCGGCCACCGUACUCUACGAGCUGGAUAAAACGAAACAAAGCGAGGCCUUGAAGCUGCUUAAUUUCGAAGCCGACCCCCUGAUCAAACAUGGUGUCACCAGAGAGCGUUGUGAGGAGGUCAUGGAGCUCCUUGAGAGCGGAGCCUUCGGAGCUAUUGGGGAUGCCGAAUACCUGAAGGCUUUCAAGAACAGCUGUGCGAGGAGAUUUCCGCUAGCAGAAGUCUUCCAGGCGACUGGCGUGAUCAGUGCCCCACGUCCUGCGUCCGCGGACGCCACAGCCGAUCGACAAAUAUCACAAGAUGUCUAGAAUUUAGGAACCAAUUGGAGGUGGUGGAUAGUAGCGGACCGGUAGCUCGACGAGGGAAAUGUCUACUUUUGUACGGAAGCUUCCGGAAAACUUUUUCUACCUGCCUCAGGGCGUCCUCUAC